UACAUACUAUAUACUAUAUAUAUAUACUGUACACCGAUCAAUUUGGUCUGCCUUGUGGUGUGUGAAAAUGGUUAUGUCGGAGCUACAUUGGCACUCAGCUAGUCCCGAGGAUAACAACAACUCCUUGAAGCAUGAUCUCCUGAAGGCAAACACAAACAGCGCCAGAGACGCUGCCGUUCAUCUAAUGCAGAAUCGCUAUAUCAGCCGACUGUCACGCUCGCCAUCGCCGCUGCAAUCGAACGCUUCUGAUUGUGAUGAUAAUAACUCGAGUGUUGGCACUUCCAGCGAUCGGUGUCGUUCCCCUUUGAGUCCGGCGCUGUUGCUGACACAGCAGCCGCAGGCGAAGCGACGCCUGUUGUCCCGCCAACAGCCCCACCCGGCGCACCACCAUCUCCACCACAACCACCACCUCAACCACAACCACCAUCAUCAGGUGUACAAGCUGGAGCAACCGGAUGAGGAUUACGAUGAUGCCAAUGGCGGUGCACUGAACUUGACCAGCGACAAUUCGCGUCACAGCACUCAAUCGCCGGCGAACUCGGUGAAAUCCACGGCGACGACACCACCCACUGUGGGUCAGUUGGCACCUGCACCCAUUGUGGUUGCGGCGCCACAGAUCUCACCGGUACUGGCGCCCAACGUGGGCACACCCCCUUCGAUGGCCGCCGUGCAGGCAGCGGCAGCAGCUGCGGCUGCUGUUGCAGCCACCACAGUGGCAAGUGGCAUGCAACCUUUGCUGGCGCUGCCCGGCCUAUCCUCACCGCAGGCACAAUUUGCUGCCGCCGGCUUGGGUCUGGGCAAUCCACUGCUGUCGGGCUCCAUAUCGCCUCAGGACUUUGCCCAGUGGUUGCAGCAACGUCAGGUGGCACUGCCCCAGCAAUUCAACAGCUAUAUAGAGCUGCUGAGAAAUGGUUCGUUGGGUCUCUCCCCAGAUGACCCGGCGCUGGCAACUCAAGUGGCUGCCGCUCAGUUCUUCAUGCAGAGCCAACUGCUCUCGCAGGCAUCCCAGCAAUUUCAGGCGCUGCACAAGCAGCAUCAGCGACAGGAGCAGUUGCAAGAAUCGCUAUCGCUUUCGUUGUGCAAAUCACCAAUGCAACAAUUGCAACCACGCAGCUCGACACCUCACUCGAGAAGUCCACCCACUCCGCUGCGUAGUCCAGCCAGCAGUCCACAUCAACAUCAGCAUCAUCAGCACCAUCAUCACUUGCAUCAUCCGUUGCAAAUAACGCCGCCAAAUUCGGCAGCCAGUUUGAAACUGAGCGGCAUGUUAACACCCAGUACGCCCACCAGCCAUGCCCACAAUCAGAGCUCUGUUCCCUGCACGCCACAGCCCAAGACGGUGGCAAGUGCGGCAGCAGCACGUGCCGCUGGCGAACCCUCACCCGAGGAGACCACCGAUCUGGAGGAGCUGGAACAAUUCGCCAAGACCUUCAAGCAGCGUAGAAUCAAACUGGGUUUCACCCAAGGCGAUGUGGGUUCAGCUAUGGGUAAAUUGUACGGCAAUGAUUUCUCCCAGACGACCAUUUCUCGGUUUGAGGCACUCAAUUUGAGUUUUAAGAACAUGUGCAAGCUGAAGCCACUGCUGCAAAAGUGGCUGGAUGAUGCUGAUCGCACCAUUCAGGCGACGGGUGGCGUCUUUGAUCCGGCUGCGCUGCAGGCCACGGUUAGCACUCCGGAAAUAAUUGGCAGGCGGCGCAAGAAGCGCACCUCCAUCGAGACAACGAUAAGGGGUGCGCUGGAGAAGGCGUUUAUGGCCAAUCAGAAGCCCACCUCGGAGGAGAUCACACAGCUGGCCGAUCGCCUCGGCAUGGAGAAGGAGGUGGUUCGUGUCUGGUUCUGCAAUCGCCGGCAGAAGGAGAAACGCAUCAAUCCCUCGCUCGACAGUCCAACGGGCGCCGACGAUGAGGAGUCCUCCUACAUGAUGCACUAGAAACUAGACAAACCAGCAACCAGCAGCAGCAGCAGCCCAAGUCGCUACUCGAAGAUUGGCUGGGAACACAACAUAUGCCGUGCAAUGUGCGCAAAGCAGCAGGCUUAACUAACUAAAAGCAGGUUCAAAAGUCGCAAAACACAUCAAAUAUUAGCAUAAUUCUUCACUAUGAUUCGUUGUCAACUACCAACCACACACACACGCACACACACGUACACACACACACAUACACACACCUGUGUGUGUGUAAUCAAUGUGGCUCUGUGGUUUGUUUAUGUUAACUAUUGAUGGUAUUUAUUGUAACCAAUUACAAUGAGAAGUAAGCAUAAGUAAAAAAAAGAACUAAAUCAAAAUGUGCUGCUCAAGUGAACCACUGCGAACUAGUUCCUCAGUUCACUUGAACACCAGCAUUUGAAGUCUAAAAAUUCAAUCAACUGCCAAGAGAAACGGCACACGAAUUGAAUUUUGUAUUUAAAUGUCCUGUUCUGGAUGGCGUAUGAUUAAUAUUUAAGUACAUUUAAUCCUAAGGCAUCUUUCUGUGUGUGUAUAUGAAGAAAUCAAGGUGUGUGGCUAAUGCACCGUUUCUUUCAAGUCAGUAAACAACAGUUUCUAGCGAAUCGUUUCACUAAUAAAAACCAAUAACAUUAAAAAAAUACAGGAGAAAUGAAAUAUUUUCAGUUUUCAUAGCAACACACUUUUAAGCAUAUUUAUUUUUUCGUGAAUACUGUGAUAAUCAAUUGAAUGAUUUUUAAUUUAAAAUACAUUAAAAGAAAAACAUAAUUAAUAAUAAAUACUUAGCAGAGUACUUUGUAUGUUAUGUGCAAGCAAACUAACAAUUAAAAAUAAUAAAAACAUUUCUAAUUUAAAUUUUAACAAAACCAUAUUAAAAAUAAAAAACUUUAUGAAACCCAAUUUGAAUUAUCAGAAACACACAUUUGUAAUUGUAAAUUAUAAAAGAAAAAAGCAAACAAAAAAAAAAAACAAAAAACAAAUACUAAUAGAAUUUUAAAAUGUAUGAAAACAAAAAUAAAAUAUAUACAAAAAAUUAAUAAAAAUAAAAUAAAUAUCAGACAAA
This is a messenger RNA of Drosophila grimshawi, 3005 nucleotides long. RefSeq names its product protein nubbin (gene nub). Gene Ontology annotation, biological process: regulation of transcription by RNA polymerase II. The transcript is spliced from 4 exons. Lineage: Eukaryota; Metazoa; Arthropoda; Insecta; Diptera; Drosophilidae. Bases 68 to 1930 code for a protein of 620 amino acids. The record is from RefSeq and is a predicted model, not a curated record. Gene Ontology annotation, molecular function: DNA-binding transcription factor activity, RNA polymerase II-specific; RNA polymerase II cis-regulatory region sequence-specific DNA binding.